Messenger RNA from Lichtheimia ornata, 873 nucleotides. RefSeq lists its product as uncharacterized. The record is from RefSeq and is a predicted model, not a curated record. The coding region runs from base 1 to 873 and encodes 290 amino acids. The transcript has 7 exons. Gene Ontology annotation, cellular component: membrane. Gene Ontology annotation, molecular function: palmitoyl-(protein) hydrolase activity. Lineage: Eukaryota; Fungi; Mucoromycota; Mucoromycetes; Mucorales; Lichtheimiaceae.
AUGAUGGGUUAUGUCCUCGUCGUUAUCUAUUUUGCAACGGCAAUUACAGUUGGACUUUCAGCCUUACUCUAUUAUUACCAAUGCGAACUUCUUUACCCAGCAUUCUUCCCGCCAGGCUCGAGAUCAGUGGUCGCUCGCCCUUCACAAUACGGUCUCCCUGAUAAAGAAGAGAUCCUCGUCACCAAAGACGGUGUCCGCAUAAGGUGCUAUGUGCUUAUACAACGAGGAGACGAUGUUGCAAUACAAUCACCCACAUUACUAUGUCUACAUGGGCAUGCUGGUAAUAUGGGGCAUCGACUACCCAUUGCACAAGUCUUUUAUCGGAAACUGGGAUACAACGUUGUCAUGCUGUCAUACCGCGGGUACGGGCUUAGUGAAGGCAAAGCUACAGAGAAAGGAUUACGCAUUGAUGCUCAGACAGCGCUCGAAUAUAUCCAACGCCAUCCAAUUCUGAAACACACACGCCUGGUUGCUUAUGGCCAAUCCCUUGGCGGUGCCGUCGCUACUUAUCUCGUUUCCAAGUACGAAGACAAAUUUUUUGCAUUGAUCAUUGAAAACACAUUUCUCAGCAUUCCAUUGCUGAUCCCACACGUAUUCCCACCUAUGCGACAUUUGGUGUAUCUCUGUCAUCAACGAUGGCGCUCAUAUAGGAACAUCCAGUUUAUUCGCAAGAUCCCAAUCUUGUUCCUUUCCAGUGGCAAGGAUGAGCUCGUACCACCUUCACAUAUGGCCAAACUUCACAUGGCUGCCAAUACAAGGAGCGGUAAAGUAUGGCGUGAAUUUGAACAUGCAACGCACAAUGAUACUUGCAUGCAGGAUGGUUACUUUGAGGCGAUCGGCGAGUUUAUACGGGAUUAUGUUUGGGAAAUCUAA